Molecule: messenger RNA, 1373 nt
Organism: Solanum dulcamara
Lineage: Eukaryota; Viridiplantae; Streptophyta; Magnoliopsida; Solanales; Solanaceae
Product: transcription factor MYB86-like
Exons: 3
Coding region: 211-1185 (324 amino acids)
Biological process (GO): regulation of stomatal movement
Source: RefSeq, a predicted model, not a curated record
UCCUUGAGAGUUAGAAUACUUAUAAAGAGCCCCAAAGAUAUCUUAAUAUAUAAUCCAAAAGGGAUCACCAAAUUUGCGUAAAAACCACUUAAUUGCCUCACCUAGCUUCUUCUCUCUAGCUCUUCAACCUUAAAUUCCAAUUUUGACAUCACUCCACACUUCUUCAAAAUUAUAUAUUAGCCUGAAUACAUAAUCCUCAAACAAUUAUAUAUGGGGCGCCACUCUGUUUUUGUUAAGGAAAAAACAAGGAAAGGAUUGUGGUCACCAGAAGAAGAUGAAAAAUUGUACCAUUAUAUCACUAGAUUUGGUGUUGGCAGCUGGAGUUCAGUCCCUAAAUUAGCUGGUUUACAAAGAUGUGGAAAGAGUUGCAGAUUGAGAUGGAUAAAUUACUUAAGGCCUGAUCUUAAAAGAGGAAUGUUUUCACAGGAAGAAGAGGAUAUGAUCAUUGCUUUCCAUGAAGUUCUUGGAAACAGAUGGGCACAAAUUGCAGCAAAAUUACCAGGGAGAACAGAUAAUGAGAUAAAGAAUUUCUGGAAUUCAUAUUUGAAGAAGAAGCUGAUAAAGCAAGGGAUUGAUCCAAAUACCCACAAGCCGCUAAGUGUAAAUCAUCAAGUAAGAAAUGAGACAAAUUGUACAGAUAAGCCCUCAAAUUUGCUGAUGCCCAAGCUCCCAAAUAUGUCAAAUUCAGGUGAAAUAGAGGAACCAUUUCACUUAAAUAGUAAAAGAAUUUUCAACAGUGAAGCAAUUACUAGACAGUUGACAGAAGUUUCAAGAAACCAACUUGUGAGUAAACAAGUCUUUGAUCCUCUGUUUCUGUAUGAAUUCCAAGCAAAUGUGAAUCCAACUGGACCUUAUGAUGAUCAUCACAACCAAAUUGAAAGGAAUCAAGAUUUUGGGUUUUGCUCAAUGCCAAGUUUAACAAAUUUACAACAUGGACACACGACAACAGAAAGUGAUUUUUCUCAUAGCUCAACUUCAAGAAUGAGUACAAGCAACAGUUCAAGUACAAUGAUCAGCCAGUAUAGUUCUGCUGGAAUUCAGAUUAAUCAAAUGUUGGAAUGGGAUGCUGACAACAAAAUUGAUUCUCUAUUUCAGUAUCCUUUUGUUGGGAUAAAAAAUGAACAAGAUUUCAGCAAUAAUAAUCCAUUGAGUGGGGAAAAUCUUGAUGUGUUCCACCAUAUCUAAUUUUUUGUAACUUCCAUCUUCUCUAUUAUUAUUUUUUGAUUUUAAUUCUUAUAUACAUGCAAAUAUACAAAGCUGUAUCAAGAAGACUUUGAGUUGAGAAUCGUCUCUUCUCCCUUUGUUGUCUUCCUUCUUUGUAAAGUUUUGGCCAAAAGUGCAUUUCUUUAUUACUGCAUUGUCUCAGGAGUUUA